Marmota flaviventris (yellow-bellied marmot) is the source of this 4161-nucleotide messenger RNA. The record is from RefSeq and is a predicted model, not a curated record. NCBI's taxonomy places the organism in Eukaryota, Metazoa, Chordata, Mammalia, Rodentia, Sciuridae.
AUGGCUGGCAGCCUUGGGCAGAGGAUACCAGGGAUCCAAGAGGACCGACGCCCAAGGUCACGCCGCUGCGGGGGGCCCCACAGCCCGGCCGGCGGCCCCGGACGCCCGCGCACCGCUGCCAGGCAGCAUUUCUGCGCCGCCCCGACCCCGCCCGUCAUUACCGCCCUCCGGGCAGACGCUGCUGAGCUCCGCCGGCGUCCAGCUGGGCUGGAGGGUCGCCUGCGCCGCUGCCCCGGCCGCUGCCCUCGCUGCUGCCAGCGCACCUGGCUGCGCUGCGACCCUGCCCAGGCCCACUCUGUCUCCAGCGCCGCCUCCCCUCCGCCUGCCCGCGCCGCCGCCCCGGCGACUGCAGGGGCCGCUAACGGUCCCGCGCCCCCCGGCGUCCGCGCGCCCCCCGCCUGGCGACCAGGCCGCGCCGGCCGCGCUGGGGCGAUGGGGGCGGCGGAGCCGCUGCGCUCCGUGCUGUGGGUGAAGCGGCAGCGCUGCGCCGUGAGCCUGGAGCCCGCGCGGGCGCUGCUGCGCUGGUGGCCGAGCCCGGGGCCCGGGCCCGACGCGCCCGGCGCGGAUGCCUUCUCGGUGCCCGUGUCUGAGAUCAUCACCGUGGAGGAAGCAGACACUCACAAGAAGUGCCACGCCAGUGGCCAGUGGCAGAAGAUGGGACCGCCUUGCGCAUUCACAGUUCACUGUGUGAAGCGAGCUCGACGUCACCGCUGGAAGUGGGCACAGGUGACUUUCUGGAGCACGGACGAGCAGCUGUGUCACCUGUGGCUGCAGACCCUCCGGGAGCUGCUGGAGAGACUGUCAUCUAGACCCAAGCACCUGCUGGUGUUCAUCAACCCACUCGGAGGAAAGGGCCAAGGCAAGCAGAUAUACGAAAGGAAAGUGGCGCCGCUGUUCACGCUGGCCUCCAUCACCACCGAGGUCAUCGUGACCGAGCGUGCGAACCAGGCCAAGGAGACCCUGUGUGAGGUCAGCAUGGACAAGUAUGAUGGCAUCGUCUGUGUCGGUGGCGACGGCAUGUUCAGCGAGGUCCUGCACGGUCUGAUCGAGAGGACGCAGAGGAGCGCCGGUGUGGACCAGAACCAGUUCUGCGCCAAGCUGGUGCCCAGCCCCCUCAGGAUCGGCAUCAUCCCCGCAGGGUCGACCGACUGCGUGUGCUACUCCACCGUGGGCACCAACGACGCCGAGACGUCCGCCCUGCACAUCGUGGUUGGGGACUCGCUGUCCAUGGACGUGUCCUCGGUGCACCACAACAACAUGCUGCUGCGGUACUCAGUGUCCCUGCUGGGCUACGGCUUCUAUGGGGACUUGAUUGAGGACAGUGAGAAGAAGCGGUGGAUGGGGCCUGCCAGAUACGACUUUUCAGGUUUGAAGACCUUUCUCUCACAUCACUGCUACGAAGGGACAGUGUCUUUCCUCCCAGCCCAGCACACCACGGGAUCCCCACGGGAUCCGAAGCCCUGCCGGUCAGGAUGCCUGGUGUGCAGGCAGAGCAGGCAGCAGCUGGAGCAGGAGCAAACCCUGCGCGGCCCGCCGGACUCUGAGAAGGUGGAGGAGUGGCAUGUCAUCUGCGGGAAGUUUCUGGCCAUUAAUGCCACGAACAUGUCCUGUGCUUGUCCCCGGAGCCCUAGAGGCCUGUCCCCAGCCGCCCACCUGGGAGAUGGGACUUUCGACCUCAUCCUCAUCCGGAAGUGCUCCAGGUUCAACUUCCUGAGAUUCCUCCUCAGGCACACCAACCAGUACGACCAGUUUGACUUCAGUUUUGUUGAAGUCUAUCGCGUGAAGAAAUUCCAGUUCACCUCCAAGUCCCUGGAUGAAGAGGACCACACCCUCAAGGACGGGGGAAAGCAGGGGUUGGGGCAGAUCUGCUGUGACAACCCCGCCUCCUGCUGCUCGGCCCCCCGGAGCUCCUGGAACUGCGACGGGGAGAUUCUGCACAGCUCUGCCAUCGAGGUCAGGGUCCACUGCCAGCUCAUUCAGCUCUUUGCAAGAGGAAUUGAAGAGACGCCUCAGCAGGAGCCCUGCAGCUGAGGGCCCCACCCGCCCCAUGCGCGGAGGUGUGAAGACUAUUUGAUGACCACAGACCAAUUAUGUUGAUAUUUACAUUUACAUCUAGAAAUUUAUUUUUGAUAGUUGGAUCUUGAUUUUAGAACAAGAUUCGUUUUGUCAACAAUUCUGCAUACAUAUCUGGCAUUUGGGUUCCCUGGGAGCUGAGUGGCGCUGCACACAACUGGUUUCUCAGCAUCCAGUGCCGUGGGCGUGGGGCCUGGCCUCGGAGCUCAGCGACGCGGACAGCACAGAUCUAAGGUCGGCCCCUAGCGGUUCCAGGGCAAUGACUUUAGGGACACAGGAGUACUUUCCAGGAAUCAGGCCCACCUUCUGGAUGCAGGGGCCUGGGUCACCGAUCUGCUUUAUAAGAUUCUUCUGGAAUGGUCUGAGCAGGUUUUGGGAAACAGGUAUUUCUUCAUUUUACGUCCACCUUCCCUGUGGUCAGGGCGUUGCCAUCUGGUGAGGCCUGAGGAGCCCCUGAGGGCAACGUUUGACCUUGCAAACCUCCUUUCCUGCUGCCCUCCCAGCUGUGUUCGUGAGACCGUCCACGGGCAGCUCCGCGGUGGCUAUGCAGACGGCUGGAAACGCGCUGGUGAGGGCUCGUUCUCUUUAAAGGCAAAACAUGGACAUCGUAUAUGGACACAACGUGGGCUUUCUGGGGAGCAGAAAGCAGCGGGCAUUCCACGGGGACAUUCGCUUUGACAGGGUGGCCCUGACUCCAGCAGGCUGACCUGGCGCCGGCCUGCAGUCUCCUGUCGUCUCACGCUGACCUCUGUAUCGACAGCAUUGCCGUCCUCAGUGGGCCCAGCACAGUGGUGUCUCCGCCGUCUCCCCAGCCCUGAGCCAUGAUGGCAGCUUCCUGCUGAGGUCCUGGAGCCAGGGACCGGCCCCCUGCAGGCUUCCCGCCACUGGGCUCCUGACUGCGCCGGUCCUCCUUGUUUUCAGACUGACGUGUGAUGAGCCCUGUGGAGUGGCACGUGAGGCAGCCUGACCUCUGGCCUGGAAGAGAAGGCACCACCUGUUAGGAGACCGUGGUUCACUGCUGCCGCUGUGGGUGGCUCCUCCACAGACCCCCAGGUGGCUGCCGCAUCCGACAGAGAGCAUCUGUUUUGGGGAUUCUUUGCGUUGAUUUGUAUUUUGAGGCAGACACAAAGCCUCCUGUCUUGUCAUUCGGUCCCACCCCGGCUUUUCCCGUGGCUUCUGUAUUAGUGGACCGGGUUGGCAACGGCAGCCGUGUGGCUGGAUGGUUCAGUAAGCCCAGGCUGAGUCACCGGCUGGGUGACAGUGGGCAGACCGGGCCUCUGUAUUCAGGUUUGCUCCUGGUUGGGAAGAAACCAGAGAGCCAGAGUGGCAGCUUUUGAGGGGGCAAUGACCACUUGUGCUCAGCAGCCGACAGGGGGCAACUUCAGGCCAGGGUGCUCCUAGGAGGUCCCACCUGGGAUGACACCCUGACUCCUGCUUCCCUUGGGCCAUUCCAGAAGGGCUCAGGUGGAGGGUCCUGAGGAGGCUGUGGCUGCCCAUGAGAACUGGGCCAUCUUACAAGCUUCCCCAAAGAUUCGGAGUCCUGACCCUGUUAAAUGCUUCCCAGGGCCUGGUCUGCCCAGAACCCCUGCCAACCUCGGAGGAUGGCCCAGGCAGAAGACGCUGCGGUGAAACUUACUAGUGGCAGGCUUAUUCUACAACCUGGGACUGCACAGGGGGCUGUGGCAGAUGCCCCCAAAGCCCCCUGGGACUGCACGCAGGACGGAGGCAGCCUCUGCCAUUCCAACGAAUGGGCUCUGUCUGCCAGGAGGCCUCACAGCAACCCCAAGCCCUGGACUUGGGGACUUUAACAGAAGGACACCAGAAGUGAUGGUAGACAGUGACAACUUGGGACCCCUGAGAUGGGAUGGUCUCUAAACUUCCUCUGUGGCUUUUUGGUGUGAAACAAUCAGGCAGCAGUUCUGCCCUGUGACUGCGGUUCAAAUCGAGAAGUGGGGGCGGGCAGUGCGGCUGGGAACGCCGUGGAGAGGGCUUAAUUUUCUGCCUAAUCUUGCUGGUUUCAAGAUUAGUAAAUAGCGUAUUUGAUCUGAUAUGUUUGAGAAGACAAAAAUAAAGUUACUUUGGGCAGAA